Molecule: messenger RNA, 5606 nt
Organism: Oncorhynchus nerka (sockeye salmon)
Lineage: Eukaryota; Metazoa; Chordata; Actinopteri; Salmoniformes; Salmonidae
Product: leucine-rich repeat, immunoglobulin-like domain and transmembrane domain-containing protein 2
Exons: 3
Coding region: 250-1992 (580 amino acids)
Molecular function (GO): protein binding
Source: RefSeq, a predicted model, not a curated record
AACGGGCAACUCUCCGGUUUACUGGCUUGCCUCUCUAACCACUAACUACCUGCCACCCCACAAGGAGGAUUAUAGCUCAAAAAAAUAUUUAAAAAAGACAAACUUUCAGCGUGUUUUAACUUAUCAUUUGGUGUCUCAAAGGGAAUUGCACCAAGGAAGAUUAAGGUAAUAGGUUUACCUCUACUGCCCGUCCCUCCCUGUGGAGAUGCUCGGCUCUAAUGCUUCACAUGGGUUUCUGUUAAAGGAAUUAUGGCCACCUUGUAUACAGUAUUAGCUAUAGCUUGGCUAUUCUAUAAAGUAACUCCUGCCUCGACAUCUUGUUUACCCGGCUGCUCUUGCACAAAUGAUAACUUGGGAAGAUCCUUACUUUGUAUGGAAACAGCCAUGGGACGAAUCCCAGACAACGUCCCAAAUUAUUUCAGUAAAAUUCGAAUAGAAAAUUCCCACCUGACCGAAAUACCGAGCGGCUCCUUCUCUAAAGUCACUGCCUUGGCGUCUCUAUGGUUGAAUUUCAACGACAUCACCCUAAUGAACAUCAAGAGUCUGGAGGGGCUGACGAAUUUAACGGAACUGCGGCUCCAGGGAAACAAGCUGCGUUCAGUCCCAUGGACAGCAUUCCAGGACACGCCGAACCUGAACAUUUUGGACCUGAAACUCAAUCGACUAGACGUGCUCCCGGAAUCCGCCCUGAGACAACUACCGGGCUUGACCUAUUUAGACUUAUCCUUCAAUCAGCUUACUGUCAUAUCCAGGGAUGUCUUCGUCAACUGGCCUCUCCUCAACACUCAGGAGAGAAAAGGACGUAAAGAGGCCAGCAGUGGAGAGGCCAACGUUGUUUUAGCGCUGCACGACAACCCUUGGCUGUGUGACUGCCGCCUCAAAGGUUUCAUUGAGUUUAUCAAAACCAUUAGUCCACCUCUAAUUCUGAUGAACUCGUACCUGACGUGCACAGGCCCCAGUUCCAGGACGGGAAAGUUCUUCCACGAAGUCGGUUUGAAAACAUGCAUGAAGCCCGAGGCCUCAGCCACAGAAAGCAACAUGACGGUGUCACUGGGGGACAAGGUAACCCUCCAGUGCUUAGUCAAAGCCAGGCCUGAACCCUCCAUCCAUUGGUCAUACAACCUGAAGAUUAUAAAGGGAUUUACUGUGGCAGAGACCCGUGUGGACGAUGAGACCAUCAGAUCUCAACUGGUCAUCCCAUCCAUGCACCUGGAAGACCGAGGCGUCUACACCUGCUUCGCCAACAACUUUAUCGGCAACUUCUCCGUCAGUUUCCUGAUCAACAUCAAGUCUUUCAACGCCUCCUCCUCCUCCGGCGGUGUCGCCAUGUCUCGUCCCCCGUUCCCCCUGUCCUCGGCCGACGAGAACGUCUACAUUGACAUCCGCAUCUCCAAGCAGACGGUCUACGGCAUCACUCUGGAGUGGUACGCGGCGACGGACAACCCUGCAGAGACCUGGUUCACCAUCCACUUGGGGAAAUACCACUCUGACAAAAAGGAGUUGACAUACAUUGGGCCGGGCAUCAACACCUAUGAGGUCAACGACCUCCUACCGGUUACUAAAUACGAGGUGUGUGUGACGCUGAAGAACCAGACACCCCGCGCCGGUCAGUGCAUCGUGUUCUUAACAGGAAGUGACAUCAGCCAGCUGGAACAACGGGAGAAGUUCAUCCAUAUUAUCGUGAUCAUGUGCGCCAUGGUGCUGGCGGUGCCCGUGGGGAUGUACGCCUGCACCACCGACACCAGAUGUACGUUCAGCUACGUGGACCGCUGUACGGAGCAGUGUAAGAGGAGGAGGAGGCAGGAGAAGACCCUGAGGACCAAUGGGGAGAGACAGGGGACCUUCGACAGCCUCCAAGCCGCCAGCGAUGAAGGACUCUGUCGUGACUCUGAAGAGUUGAUGAUGAAGAGGAGGUCCUCCCAGGAUAAAAACAACCACAAGGGCAGAGUACAAGAUCCACAAGAGACAAACAUUGGAGCAAAGCUUUAUUAGCUCUAGGUUUAACGUUUAAAAAAUGAAAAAAUAAAAUGUACAAAGAUACCUAGUGGUAGAAAUGCAGAGCAGUCUUCUGUGAAGUGAAGCUUCAGGAAACACAUCUGUAAAGUUACAAGUUAUGAAGACUGAAAUGCCUUUCUUCCAUGACUGUAGGGAAGUAUUGUAUUGUUUUUAUCAAAAUGGCCUGUCUCUAAGUAAUCAAAUGUUGUUGUUUUUUCAACUUUAUAUGCUGUACCUUUGGGAUAUGGUGUUUUUUCUUAGCUUCAUUGUUCUUCUCUGUUUUAAAAGAAAUAACCAAUCUGGCAAGAAAUCACGAAUGAUGCUUCAAAACAUUUCCUUGUCUUCCGAAUGUCAUGAACUGUAUUCUGCUCAUUGAAAAUAAUUAUUUCAGAGCCACACUAAGUUCAGUCAAAUAUACAAUAACCAUGCCUUUGCACUAUAACCUUUGUAAUGAAUGAGGCUUCUUUGCUAUUGUUUUCCUGUGGGAUAAUGGGGAUUAGAGUUGGGGGUGAAGCUGGACACUAUAGACAGCAGGGUCCUAAUAGCUCCCUACCAAAAUCCCAUAGGUACUGUAGGUCAAACGUAGUGCCCUACACAGAGAAUAGGGUUCUAUCUUAACCAUGUCUCUCAGUGACAAUAAGGUUCUAUAGUUAGAUCUUAACCAUAUCUCUCAGUGACAAUAGGGUUCUAUACUUAGAUCUUAACCAUGUAUCUCAGUGAGAAUAUGGUUCUAUACUUAGAUAUAAACCAUGUCUCUCAGAGAGAAUAGGGUUCUAUAGUUAGAUAUUAACCAUGUCUAACAGUGAGAAUAGGAUUCUAUACUUAGAUCUUAACCAUGUCUCUCAGAGAGAAUAGGGUUCUACUUAGAUCUAAACCAUGUCUCAGAGAGAAUAGGGUUCUACUUAGAUCUUAACCAUGUCUCAGAGAGAAUAGGGUUCUACUUAGAUCUUAACCAUGUCUCUCAGAGAGAAUAGGGUUCUAUACUUAGAUCUUAACCAUGUCUCAGAGAGAAUAGGGUUCUACUUAGAUCUUAACCAUGUCUCAGAGAGAAUAGGGUUCUAUAGUUAGAUCUUAACCAUGUCUCAGAGAGAAUAGGGUUCUACUUAGAUCUUAACCAUGUCUCAGAGAGAAUAGGGUUCUAUAGUUAGAUCUUAACCAUGUCUCAGAGAGAAUAGGGUUCUAUAGUUAGAUCUUAACCAUGUCUCUCAGAGAGAAUAGGGUUCUACUUAGAUCUUAACCAUGUCUCAGAGAGAAUAUGUUUCUAUAGUUAGAUCUUAACCAUGGCUCAGAGAGAAUAGGGUUCUACUUAGAUCUUAACCAUGUCUCAGAGAGAAUAGGAUGUCUCAGAGAGAAUAGGGUUCUAUAGUUAGAUCUUAACCAUGUCUCUCAGAGAGAAUAGGCAACAUGAGAUCUUCUCUGAGUGACUGCAUUAGAUUAUCCUUUCUGAUAUCUAGUUUUUAUACAAUACCAAUCAAAAGUUUGGACACACCUACUCAUUCAAGGGUUUUUUUUUUUUUUUUUAUAAAUUUGUUCCACAUUGUAGAAUAAUAGUGAAGACAUUACAACUAUGAAAUAAAACUUAUGGAAUCAUGUAGUAACCAAAAAAGCGUUAAACAAAUAAAAACAUAUUUUAGAUUCUUCAAAGUAGCCACCCUUUGCCUUGAUGACAGCUUUGCACACUCCUGGCAUUCUCUCAACCAGCUUCACCUGGAAUGCUUAAGGAGUUCUCACAUCUUGGCUGCUUUUCCUUCACUCUGCGGUCCAACUCAUCCCAAACCAUCUCAAUUGGGUUGAGGUUUGGUGAUUAUGGAGGCCAGGUCACCUGAUGCAGCACUCCAUCACUCUCCUUCUUGGUCAAAUAGCCCGUACACAGCCUGUGGAUGUGUUGGGUCAUUGUCCUGUUGAAAAACUAAUUAUUGUCCCACUAAGUGCAAACCAGAUGGGAUGGUGUAUCGCUGCAGAAUGCUAUGGUAGCCAUGCUGGUUAAGUGUGCCUUGAAUUCUAAAUAAAUCACAGACAGCGUCACCAGCAAAGCACCCCCACACUAUCACACCUCCUCCUCCAUGCUUCACGGGCGGGAACCACACAUACAGAGAUCAGCCAUUCACCUACUCUGCGUCUCACAAAGACACGGUGGUUGAACUAAAAAUCUCAAAUUUGACCAAAGGACAGAUUUCCACCGGUCUAAUGUCCUUUGCUGAUGUUUCUUGGCCCAAGCAAGUCUCUUCUUCUUAUUGGUGUCCUUUAGUAGUGUUUUCUAUGUGGCAAUUGGACCAUGAAGGCCUGAUUCACGCAGUCUCCUCUGAAUAGUUGAUGUUGAGAUGUGUCUGUUUACUUGAACUCUGUGAAGCAUUUAUUUGGGCUGCAAUUUCUGAGGCUGGUAACUCUAAUGAACUUUUCAUCUGCAGCAGAGGUAACUCUGGGUCUUCCUUUCCUAUGGCGGUCCUCAUGAGAGCCAGUUUCAUCAUAGCGCUUGAUUGUAUUUCCGACUGCACUUGACGAAACUUUCAAAGUUCUGGAAAUUUUCAGUUUUGAAGUAAUGAGGUACUGUCGCUUCUCUUUGCUUAUUUGAGCUGUUCUUGCCCUAACCCUAACCCUAACCCUUACCAAAUAGAGAUGUCUUCUGUAUACAAACCCUACCUUGUCACAACUCAACUGAUCGGCUCAAACGCAUUAAGAAAGAAAGAAAUUCCACAAAUUAGGCACACCUGUUAAUUGAAAUGCAAUUCAGGUGACUACCUCAUGAAGCUGGUUGAGAGAAUGCCAAGAGUGUGCAAAGCUGUCAUCAAGGCAAAGGGUGGCUACUUUGAAGAAUCUCAAAUAUAAAAUAUAUUUUGAUUUGUUUAACAUUCUUUUGGUUACUACAUGAUUCCAUAUGUAUUAUUUCAUAUUUGUGAUGUCUUCACUAUUAUUCUACAAUGUAGAAAAUUGUAAAAAAUAAAGAAAAACCCUUGAAUGAGUAGGUGUGUGUCACGUUCUGACCAUCGUUCGUAUGUGUUUUCCUUGUUUUAGUGUUGGUCAGGACAUGAGCUGGGUGGGCAUUCUAUGUUGUGUGUCUGGUUUGUCUAUUUCUAUGUUUGGCCUGAUAUGGUUCUCAAUCAGAGGCAGGUGUUAGUCAUUGUCUCUGAUUGGGAACCAUAUUUAGGUAGCCUGUUUUGUGUUGGGUUUUGUGGGUGAUUGUUCCUGUCUCUGUGUUUUGCACCAGAUGGGACUGUUUUAGGUUUUCUCACGUUUGUUGUUUUUGUUAGUUAUCUCAUGUGUAGUGUCUUUAUAAAUUAAAGAACAUGAACAACCACGCUGCAUUUUGGUCCGCCUCUCCUUCACCUAAAGAAAACCGUUACAGAAUCACCCACCACAACAGGACCAAGCGGCGUGGUGACGGGCAACGGCAAAAGCAGCAGCAGGAGAGGCAACAGAGGCAACAGCAGCAGGAGCAGCAGCAGCAGUGGGAGAGGCUGCACUACUUGGAGAAAUGGACUUGGGAGGAGAUCCUAGAUGGGAAAGGACCCUGGGCAGAGCCAGGGGAAUAUUGCCGCCCCAAAGCCGAGCUGGAGGCAGCAAAAUCAGAGAGGCGACAUUAUGAGGAGCUAGCACGGCAGAGUGGAUGGAAG